This is a messenger RNA of Etheostoma spectabile (orangethroat darter), 9631 nucleotides long. It is a transcript of the gene myt1b, whose product is annotated as myelin transcription factor 1b. The coding region runs from base 441 to 4310 and encodes 1289 amino acids. Gene Ontology annotation, biological process: regulation of transcription by RNA polymerase II. The transcript is spliced from 23 exons. NCBI's taxonomy places the organism in Eukaryota, Metazoa, Chordata, Actinopteri, Perciformes, Percidae. Gene Ontology annotation, molecular function: RNA polymerase II cis-regulatory region sequence-specific DNA binding; DNA-binding transcription factor activity, RNA polymerase II-specific; zinc ion binding. Gene Ontology annotation, cellular component: nucleus. The record is from RefSeq and is a predicted model, not a curated record.
GUAAGUCAAUAUUACGUUUUUUUUUUUCUCGCUGACAAAGGCAAAUGAAGCCAUGUUUUUUGCUUACAAACAAGUAACAUCUUAACGCCUUGAUCCGGAGCUGUGCGCCGGUGCGCUGCGUAGAGGAGAGGAGAGAGGGCCGCCCCGGGAGAAAAAAACCCUUCGCUCGCUCUUAUUUAUUUAUCACAUCUGGACAUUUGUAACGGGAUAGACGAUCGUUUUUUAAGCCUUUACUCGGGAUAUCUUUUUAAGCAAACUUGACAGCGACCGACAACUCUCAAAAACCCAGCAAGGACGCAGCGCCAAAGCCCCGAAAGGAAAUAUUGUUGAAUACAGAAAAUGAGUUCCGGGGCGAGCUGGUGAACCAGCGGUGGACACGAGGCGAGAGGACCAGCAGCCGCUGCCAGGCCUCCCAGAGACUGCAGAGCCGUCGACCAAUCAUGAUGAGUGUAGAAGGUGACAACAAGCGAACUCGCACUCGGUCCAAGGGAAUCAGAGUUCCUAUUGAGCUCGUAGGACAAGAGCUGAGCUGCCCCACCCCUGGAUGCAAUGGCUCUGGCCAUAUCAGUGGGAGAUACUCACGACACAGAAGCAUUCUGGGUUGCCCCAUAGCCAGAAAGCGGCGUCUAGAGGAAGCCGAGGCCGAGCACGAGCAGGACGCAGAGCAUCCUGCAUCCAAGAGGAGGUCCCACCCCCUGAAACUGGCCCUGGACGAGGGCUUCAGCGCAGAAAGCGACAGUGGCAGCGAGGCCGAGGGCGACAAGGAUGGAGAGAAAGCAGUAGAGACCAAGGAGGAGGAGGAGGAGGAAGAGAGGGAGGCAGCUGUAGAGGAGGAGAGACAGGAGAUGACAGGAGACCUGACACAGGAUGGACAGACAAAUGGACAGGGGGAGGAGACACAGAUGGAGGAGGAAGAGGAGAGGGAAGAAGAAGAGACAUAUCAGAAGGAGGAGAACACAUUCGCAGCUGAUGAAGAGGAGUGUGUUAUCAUUGAGCCUGAGCUCGGCGCAGCGCCGGCCGCGACCAAGAAAUGUCAGUCUCACUCCCAGUGCACCGAAGAGGUGGCCAACUCUCUCCUCCACCUCGGCCGAUUCUCCGACAACUGUGCUCCAACUGUGGAGACGGAAGAGGAUGUCACCGUGGCAGCGGAACGCGGUGAAGAAGUAAAGGACGAGCAGGAGGGCGACAUAAAUAAGGGGCAAGAGGAGGAGGAGGAGGAGGUGUUGGCACGCAGAGUACUGGAAGAGUCAUCUCUUCUAUUAAAGGAGGCAGCUGAAGUUGAGGAAGAGGAGUUGGAGGAGGAGGAAGAGGUAGAAGAUGAGAAAGAGUGCCCAGAAAGGAGCAGCCUUGUGAGCCAGGAGAACCAACAAUAUCUGCCCAAAGAUGUCCGUCAUGAACAGAACAAGGAAGAAGAAGAGGAGGAGGGGGAGGAGGAAGAGAUAGGGGCGCCAGCACAGCAAAGGCGGGGCACUCCAGCAGAAGAAGAGGAGGAUGAAGAGAGAGAUGAGGAUGACCAUAGGGAGGGGAAUGACAUUCUGCCCAUUUCUGAUGCGCCAACUGCCAUCCACACCAUCACCAGCACCGCCGAAGCUCAGGGAACACACAUCACGGCUGGAGACCACAGGGCCAGUCCUCUGGAGGACUACAACUCGCACAGGGCGAGUCCUCUUGAGAACUACAACAUCAACAGAACCAGUCCACUCAUCAAAUAUGACUCUCAUAAACAUAGCCCGAUUCAAAACUACAAGACCAGCCCUCCUUUAAGCUACAGCUCUCACAGGGCCAGUCCUCUGGAGGAAUACAUCACCAGCCUUCGAGGCGAGAACUAUAAAAUCCACAAAGCCGCGUCCUCCGCCUCUCCUGACAUUAUCGAGGUGCGUUCAGACAGGUCCGAGGAGAGAGACUUUGACGACGUGGACGGGGACGACGAGCGCGACGACGAAGACAGCCUGUCGCAGCGCUCCACGGUGACGGACGAGUCAGAGAUGUUUGACAUAACCCGAGGGAACUUGGGCCUGCUGGAGCAAGCCAUUGCCCUGAAGGCAGAGCAGGUGAAGCCAGCCGGGCCCAGAGAGCUGCUCCGCGCCCCAGAUAUCCACCACCAGCGAUACUUCACCAUGGAAGACAGGCCCAAGCACCUGGACGUCAUCCGCAAGAGCUACUUCAGCAAAGAGAGCAGUAGACCAGAGAAGAGGGAGAUCAAGUGUCCCACCCCUGGGUGUGAUGGGACGGGUCACGUCACUGGUCUUUACCCCCACCAUCGCAGCCUGUCAGGCUGUCCGCACAAGGACAGGAUCCCCCCCGAGAUUCUGGCCAUGCAUGAGAAUGUGCUGAAGUGUCCAACCCCCGGCUGUACCGGUCAGGGCCACGUUAACAGCAACCGUAACACACAUCGCAGUCUUUCCGGAUGCCCCAUUGCGGCUGCAGAGAAGCUGUCCAAGGGCCACGAUAAGCAGCUUCUCCCUCAGCCGGGCGGCGAGCACCUCAAAGGAAGUCCCAACGACAGAGUGUUAAGGCCCAUGUGCUUCGUGAAGCAGCUGGAGGUGCCCCAGUAUGGCAGCUACCGGCCCAACAUGGCGCCCACCACGCCUCGCGCCAACCUGGCCAAGGAGCUGGAGAAGUACUCCAAGGUGUCCUUCGAUUAUGCAGCCUUCGACGCUCAAGUGUUUGGGAAGCGCAUGCUUGCUCCAAAGAUGCCCACCAGCGAAACGUCACCCAAAGCCUUCAAAACUAAGCCCUCGUUCCCCAAGUCCCCGUCACCCAGCCUCAGUCUCCAUGGUUACGGGAAGAGCUCCUCCUUGGCCUACGACUACUCCCAUGACGCCGAGGCCGCUCACAUGGCUGCCACUGCCAUCCUGAACCUGUCUACACGCUGCUGGGAGAAACCCGAGAACCUCAGCACCAAAGCCCCAAACAAGGAAAUAAACAUUGAGGUGGACGAGAACGGCACCCUGGACCUGAGUAUGAAGAAGCCCAUUAAACGAGAGGGCAGUCUGUCCGGCACCAGCCCCGGGGUUCGGUCCCCGGACCCGUCCUCCUCCUCUUCCUCACUCCAUCACGGUGGAAGCAGCGGGAUGACUUCACCAAACCUAAAUGCCUACAAGCAGGAGGAGUGGGAGGGACCUCUGGAUUACACCAAGCCCAACCGCCAAAGGGAGGAGGAAAUGGACGAGAUGGAGCACACGGGCCAGUCGUUUGUCUCGUCGGACGCAGAGGACUGUGACAUGAUGCAGGACUGUCUGGAAGACAGGAAGUACCCAGGAGAGGUUACAACUCCAAGCUUCAAAGUCAAGUUCCAGCCCAAGGAUAGCAAGAAAGAGCUGCUCUCCUGCCCUACACCUGGUUGUGAUGGCAGUGGUCACAUCACCGGAAACUAUGCGUCCCAUCGCAGUCUGUCUGGGUGUCCUCUCGCUGAUAAGAGCCUUCGAUCCCUCAUGGCGGCCCACACCCCUGAACUCAAAUGCCCCACUCCAGGAUGUGACGGCUCAGGUCACAUCACGGGAAACUACUCCUCACACAGAAGUCUCUCUGGGUGCCCGCGUGCCAAGAAAAGUGGAAUUAAAACUCCUACCAAGGACAACCAGGAGGACUCCGAGCUUUUAAAAUGCCCAGUGCCGGGUUGCGACAGUUUGGGUCACAUCAGUGGGAAGUACGCCACGCACCGUAGCGCGUACGGGUGUCCGCUGGCGGCGCGCAGACAGAAGGAGGGUGUCCUGAACGGCACACCCUUCAACUGGAAGGCCUUCAAGACAGAGGGGCCUACCUGUCCCACCCCAGGUUGUGACGGCUCCGGACAUGCUAACGGAAGCUUCCUCACACACCGCAGCCUCUCAGGAUGCCCCAGAGCCUUGUUUGCAAAGAAGAAGGCCAAGUACCCCUCAGAGGACUACCUGAACACCAAGUUCAGGGCCAGUGAUGUUUUGGACAACGAUGAAGACAUCAAGCAGCUCAACAAAGAGAUUAACGACCUCAAUGAAUCCAACAAUGAAAUGGAGGCCGACAUGGUCAACCUGCAGACUCAGAUCUCGUCCAUGGAGAUGAACCUGAAGAGCAUUGAGCACGAGAACAAGAUGAUCGAGGAACAGAACGAGGCUCUGUUCAUGGAGUUGUCUGGUCUCAGCCGCGCUCUGAUCCGCAGUCUGGCUAACGUACGCCUGCCACACAUGCAGGGGCCAAUCACGGAGCAGAACUUCGACAGCUAUGUGAGCACCCUGACCGACAUGUACACCAACAAGGACUGCUUCCAGAGCCCCGAGAACAAAGCUCUGCUGGAGAGCAUCAACAAAGCUGUGAAAGGCAUCAAAGUCUGAGGCUCGACACACACUAACACACAGAAUGCAAACUGUCCUGAAGUGCUGGAGCGUGACGGUGGUGGAUGCGGAGGGACGGGGAGAUGAAGGAGAGAGAUGUUGAAGUACUCUACAAUAUAUUGAAGUAUGAUUCAAAAACAAAAAAGGGAAUUCAGGUUAUUUAAAUAAACGGCAACUUAUAAAAAAAAGAUUUUUUUUAAAAAGAAGACCAACCCAGGGAGCACUCUGUUAGAAGAAAAGUGACGCGGACCAAAAUCCACACCAUGCUGCUGCUGGGAUUAGGAGGAGGAAAACGGAUCCUUCAGUCAGAAUGGAUGGAAAAGAAGAAUAAUGUUACUAGAAACAGUAUCUGGGUUUUUUGUUUUUUUUUAUAUGCUGUAUUGUUUACGUGUUGUCUCUCUGUUGUGUCCUUAACUGUUUUUGGAGAGGGGGUUUCACUGUUGAGCGGUCAAUCCGUUUUUCACGCUUCAUAUCAACUGAAACACGGAAGGGACGCAAACACAGGACGGCUCACAGGAGCUCGGCCACGUGAAGAGGAGGACACUGAUGAGUUGGACACUCUCAGUGCUGUCCACACAGGACAGUGUGUGUGUGUGUGUGUGUGUGCGUGUGUGUGUGUUCACAGACUCCAGAAGCUCUCUGAUUUACGGCCACACACACACCUCGGCAUUAUGACGCAAGCGCUACACUGAAUUUGUGUUUGUUUUGUGGUAUGACUGAUGUCAACAGCACAAUGUUGACUCAGUUUGGGGGGGGGGGGGGGGGGGGGGGGGGGGGGGGACAGUGUAGGUUGUUUAUUUUUCAUGGGACAGCUGAUAUCAUGAUUUAAAAAGAAGCAAAUUCAUCCUUUUAUUCCUUUUUUUAACUGAAAUGAUAAUAGUAAUAGUGUGCACACAUUUCAAAUUCAGUUUGUCAUAUCAAUAGUAUUUAUCAACAUAGGAAUUGCACUUCAUUUCAACGAAUAGUUUUGUGGUACAAUAAUGAUUGUUAUAUAUGAAUUAUUUAAACUUAUGAACUUUUAAAUUGUAACUUAUUGCCAUUUAUGUUAUUGAGGUUUAUUUAUUUGGAGCAAUCUAUUUAUUAACUUUGUUUUGUAAGACACACACACACACAAAAAAGCAUCCUUAUCGAUUAUCGUGGUCAAAGCGAUUUGCAGAUGUCGUAUGUCAAUAUUUUAAGAAUCUAUAUAGAUAACUGACGAGGCAUAUUUUGUUUUGAGUACUUUUUAAAAACCUUUUUAAGUGCAGAUGAUUUUAUAACUGAAAAAAACUUUUGAUAAUUUUAGAAAAAAAACUUAUCUUUUGGGGUUGUUCUUGUUUUUCUCCUUCUUUGUUUAUGUUCUUUCUGUUAACUGCUACAUUCAGAAACCCACUGCUGAGAGGGGAAAAAAGAAAGUAUGUAUUUAUUAUUUAUUUAAUAUGAAAGAAAUUGACUGAUAUGGCUGUAUAUUUAUUUUGUUAUUUAUUUGCGUGAUGUGACGGUUGAGUCUGAGUAGUCUCAAAGAUCCACUGCUAAUAUUUAAAUAAAGAAACAAAAUCCAUACAAAUACUGUUUGAUUACUUAGGCUUUUACCUAGACAUACCAGCAGCUGAUUGUAAAGACAAACAGUAACCCAACAAAAGCAAUCGCUGUUCUGUUGCUAUCUGAUCUCUGUGCGUUUGCUUUUGUCAGGUAAAAGAAAACCAGGAACAGUUAAAAAAUUAAAAAUGUUACCUCUCCCGAGCGCUUUGUAGCAGCUAGCACUGGCUCACCCAAAACCGCUGUAAUGUACCAUAGAUGCUUAAGUCUUAUUUAUUAUUUUCAUCAGCACAAUGGUACAUAUAUAUAGAGCUCUACUGCAGCAGUGGUUCAGGCUGGAUGUAUGGGUCUAAAACACACACACACACACACACACACACACACAACACAACACAAUAUAGGAUGGCCUCCUUUGACAAACGUCUAUCAAAUAAACAUACACACCCUUGUAGCCUUACUCUAGAUUUUAAUUUUUUGAUGCACAAAGUGCCACUAAAAAAGAAAAAAGAAAAAAAAAAGAACUCACUUUCUUUCCUGAUUCUUCGCAUUACUGCAAUGUAACAAUGUCUGGUCCUGGGAAGACCACGGCAUCAAGAGAGUGGUGAUUGUUUCAGAUGCCUUUAUUUCUCUGCCAAGAUGGCCAUUAGUACACUAUAUAUACAUUCUGUAUAAAUAGAUUUUAAAGAUGCUAUAUAUAUGAAUAUAAACAUACAUAUAUUUUUCCAGUGUAAUUGUGGACUUGCUCUUCUUCUUCUCUUGGACUUGCUCUUCUUCUUCUCUUGUAUUACCUUAACAAAUGAUCACUAGCUGUCUAGAAGAGAUGUGAGGGGUGUUAUCAUGGGAGGCAGUUACACCUUCUUUAAUAUCACAAAGACCUGCUCAACUGUGGCUUUAAACAUACCAUUCACUCAAACUGAAGGCAAAGUAGGCAUUAUGGUGAUACGGUAUAAUACUUUGGAAGUGUUUUCAUUGUAGGUUACCUUUUUUUUUUUAAUAUUUUUUGUUUUUUGUUAAAUCCCCAUUUCCUGUAUUGUCUGUCCUUAAUCCAGAAAUGUCAAAAAAAACAUCUACUGUAUGUUGUACUCUGAAUCUGAGAAAUAACUGUCAUUUGAAACUAGAUGGUUGGCUCUUUGUUCCUAAGUGUCAUGUGAGUUCAUGUAUAGUAAAAAAAAAUAAUGAUAAUAAGAAAUGAUGAUGCCUCUGAAUAAUGUUCUGCACAUAGUGUUUGGCAACAUUGUGCAGUUAUUGUAUUGUUACUAGUUAAGCCUGCUUGCUCUGAGCCCAUUCUCUCUGAUGUUGAGUCGAGCAAGCAGGAGACUUUAGUGUGACCUGCCUUUGAGUGAUUUGUUGCAGCUACUGUGGUGUACAGUAUGAAACCCUUGUGUAACUCUGAUGUCAAAGGCAUGUUGUAAAUGUGCUCUUAGCCAAUGUAGAAUGAAACUCCUUUUGUGCACUUUCUGAAUAACUGUUGAAAAUGCCAGCAUUUGAGUCUCGACUUGUAAGAAAACCCCAAUAGAUCACGAGCAAUAGCAAGUACUCACCUCCACUGGAGGGCGCAUUGCAAAGCAUUGCCACACCUGUUUGUUGCUGUUCCCCGUAGAAAACAACCUGUACAUUAUGUCACGUAGAGACAUAUCUGUGAUUCAGGGGGUUCGGCUCGGAAAUGUAGAAAAGGGAAGCGGUACUUUCUUUUCCAAAAAACAAAAAAAAAAAACAACCAAAAGAGAUUGACAGGAUGCAGAGUUUGGUUCUCAGGUGACCGGGGAGAGCUGCUUGAGCAGAACAGAGCAAUGCCAUAGGUUGGCCAGUCAGCUGAGGCUAGAGGCGAUGGCAGCUGCUGGAUCAAGGCCUCCUGCGAAACGAGAUGAGUGUGUGGGAGUGGGAAAUUGAUUUGCCAGGCUACACAAUCUCCCCUUAUUUUAGGAGGGGGCGUUUGUUGCAUAAAUAUGUGUCCAUCACUCAAAAGGAAUGUCAACGCUUUUUAUGACUUUUAAACCCCAACCCCCCCACCCCCCUUCCUCAUGUCUUGUGUAACCUUUCCUCAGGAAAGAUCAUUUUGAUGCAUUUGGUUAACAAAGUAGUAUAUUCUUCCUCUCUUGAAAAUGCACGAGAAUACUACCCAAGAGUGUAAAGACUGUGAAUAUUCUCCUAACUUAUUCAUUAUGUCAUGAUCCCUUUUAAACUGCUUGAUGAAAUUGUCUACCGAGGUAUGUAAAUGAAUAACACUGAGGCCAUGAAAGUAUAGCAGUUUCAAAAAAAAAAUGUCAGCUGAGAAAGCAAAUGUAGCCUACGGUUGGUUCCGCGCCCACGCACACUCCUCCUUUUUACAGUAAAGUACUGAGUGAUGGCGUGAAGAGUUGUAUUAUUCUAAAUAGCAAAGACAUUGGAAAACAACCUGGUCGGGGCCCAGUUUUCUCUAAAGCACCUGGAAUGAAAACAAAUUUAACAUGAUGACACUUUUCAGGAAAAAAAAAAAACCCAGCCCAGACCAAAAUCCAGCUGUGUGUUUACGGGGGAUGGGGGUGGGGGUGGGGGGGGCAGGUUGGCAUCCUGGUUUCAUGUUAGGUACAGAUGUAUGCUUGCCAAGAGCAGAAUGGUCACACUUUGAUGCACACACCAUGUAGAAACCGACUCAUAAUACGAUAGGACUGUCUAGUUGAGUGGCACUUUUCAUCAAGCUGAGCAAAACCAAAAGCCCCCAAACCCCAUCCCCGCCCACCUCCACCAACCCCACCCCCUGCCCCCCACCCCCCCCUGCUGUAGUUACAAGCCGUGUGGUCUUAUCAUGUGUGCCUUUCUCUCUUCAUCCAUUUCAAGAUAUGGUAUGUUUACACUUAGCAAACCUGGUUCAAAUAGUGGUGACAACAUUUGGUCUGCAUCUCUAACCCAAUACUGUCGGGUAACCUGGGGAGGGGGGUGGUGGGGGGGGGGGUGUUACUGUGUAUAGGGAUAUAAAAUAAAUGUGUCUUUUACAUGCAAGUAGAGGCCAUUUUGUGACAGAUAAAGAAAACAACAAGCUUCUGUUAGGAAAACAAAGAAACUGUGAUCUCAUUCUGUCGAUUCAGGUACCAAACUGCAUGGCCAGUUUCUGGGAAGGAAAUCUGAAGAGCAUCAUCAUCAUCAUUAUCAUCAUCAUCAUCACCAUCACCAUCACCAUCACCAUCACCAUCAUCCCUAGAUAAUGCAUCAGUGUGCAGGGCGUUAUUUUGAAACAUAUGGAAGUCUCUGUACAUAUUUGUAUUAAGAAUAAACAGUGUUAUUGUUGUUGUAUUGCAGACAAGUUGAAAAAUGGCAAAAAAAAGAGAAAAGUUUGUGACAAAAAAAAAAAAUCCACAGCCAAGGGUUGUCCCGCUAGCACAUUUUUACAGAGAUGAGCUAUUUUUACUGGUGAUUUUCUAGGCAUUGAUAUUGAUAUCCUUUAAAAAAAAAAAAAAAAAAGUACAAACCUUCCAAAAUUACAAGCACUUCCACAAUGAUAGAUUGUAUGGUCAUUUUUGUUACUUUUGUAGAUGUGGUCGUUCCUUUACUACUGCACCGUUUUGUAAAGUGGGACAGGCCUUGGCUGUGUGUCCUCGGGGUCUCAUGAUGUUUUUGGGGGGUUUUUAGUUGUUGUUUUUUUUUAAAUUGGGAAGUAAACCACUGUAGAUGGGCCGAAUUUGUGACUGUGUGUUUGUGUACUUGUGUACAUGUUCCCCUGUUCCUGUGUCAGUGUUAUAAACCAGAGAAGUGAUGUCAGUUAAUGUUGGGGUAUGAACCAUUUUAAAUGUUCUCUAUGAAAUACACAAAUAAAGAAUCAUAGACAA